GCAAUCAACAUUCGUGAUUGGUAAAAAAACAGUGUGUUUGAAUUUCAAAAACACACUAUUUCUCCUCAACCUCGUGACGUUACAUCACCGACCCGCCUUUUUCCCCUUUCCCAGUAUCUAUCUACCACCAUUCACACUUUUCAUUUUUCAACUCCUUUGCCUCCACAUUCUCUCUCUCCGUCCACCGUCCACCCAUUAUGAUCUGCUCGAACCGGUCCAACAAAACCGGUUCAAACUGGCUCGACCGUCUUCGAUCCAACAAAGGCAUCCCAACCGACGACAACAUUGACCUCGACUCCUUCCUCCUCAGACUCACCUCCCAUUCUCCUCAACCCCGCCCCAUUAAACCGCCCCGACGCCGUCCAACCGUCACCCACGACCCACCGUUAACCGCUGUCCUCGCUCAUCUCUUCAAUCCCGGCGCCACCGUUUCCCUAACCUCUAAUAAAUGUCCUAGGAAACAAACAAACCCUAAAAACUUCAUCGCAUCAUCCUCCACUGUCAACAAUGCUCCCACCACCACCGCCGCCACUGGAGGCGGUGUGGUAGUUGAAGUAGAAGAUCGAUGCGUGGAAGAUAACGACGGUGAGGAAGAUUUGAAGGGUUUUACUAGAAGCGAGGUUACGUUGAUUGACACUAGUUGCCCACGGUGGAAGGUUGAUAAAUUGGUUUUCAGAAAGAAUAGCGUUUGGAAAGUCAGAGAAAGGAAAUCCAAGACCAAGUUUUUCGCCAAGAACAAGAGUAAAACUACUCGUGAUCUUCAACACCAUGGAAUUGGGAACUCCGAGGAUAAUGUAGUCAAAAUGGGAGGAGAGAAGCCUGUAAAGAAACUGAAGGUGUGAUCUAAUGCCUAAUCCCAAAAAAGAGGGUUUACAAAUCAAGAAAGGAAAACACAUCUCCCAUUUUUUAAAUAAAAGCAGCAGCUUAUCAACAGAGCAUAGGAACAAGAACAUAGUUUAACAAACGCCAAGAGAACCAGACAAUAAUCCAGGUCUUUACAGGUCGUUUUACAUGAGCUACAUAUUGGUUGCAGCAAGAAAUGGUGCAGGCUUCACAUUGGUACUAUUUUAUGUUGCCACUACUGGAUUUCCAUUGAAAACUAAUCAAAUAAAAAACUAAUUUUUGCCGAGUGGUAUUAACAUGCAAUUGUUGUGUUAAAAAACUUUGCUUUGUAAAUGUCUCUUCCAUUUUUCAUAACUUGAAACGUUCUUUACCCGAUAUAUUUGCAGCUGUUGCUUUUAUUUUGUCAUUUGUUACUGGAUCUAUUCUCAUUCUCAUGUCACAUAGAUGAUCAUAUUUUCGGAUAAUUCCUGUUGGAAGUCAGUUCACGUUCAGUUUACCUAUUAAGCUUACCUAUUGAGAAUGGGUUAGUGGCAAGAGGUUUACUAGAUUGCCUAAGGCUAAUUCAGUCUCCUGGCUAACAGUUAUUACAACUUGAUAAACCUGCACGGAGGUGAUAAUAGGUUGGGGUGAGUUAGCCUCUUGGUAAGUAUAAGUCUGACAUACUAAAAUAAAUUGAGACCUAAGCUUGACUUGUAGUUUGUCGUAAGUUUAUUUUUGAGAAUUGCUCUCUAAAUCUCAUGGGGUGCUUCCUCCUACCAUGGUGAAAAGUCACAACUGUCCACAGAAUUCGGAGAUGCGUCUCCUAACACAUCCUUUUUACACGCUCGCCAGCCCAAAUUGGUGAGAUACUUUUGUUUUGUUAAAAUUUAGUUCGGAGAUGCAUCUUUGUAUCAAUAUUAGGUUGUGUUCGAAGAUGCAUCUCCGUAACAACCUUUAAUUUAAAACUCAGUGAGUUUUACGUGGAUGCAUCACUAGAGUAUACUAUGUUAGGUCAAACUAAAAACAUUUGUAAAAUGUUGGAAAAACAAUACAAAUUAACAUUUAAAUAGUUAACAUUACAAAGUUGCAAGUAUGUUUUUCAAUGGACCAUGUUUAAUGUCAUGUCUGAAACAAGCUCUUUCUCUUCUAGAAUAAGGUGACAUAAUGUGAUGAUGAACUAGCUUGUGACACAAGACAUAAUUAUGUAUACCAAAAACCACAUUAAAUCUCCAUGUAUAAUUUGCUUUACGGUAUCCACGCAAUUUAAACGAACAUUAACAUUUUCUCGAUUCGGUGUCAUCACGUUUUAACUUCCUAAUUGGGGGUUGGUACGUGCUACUUCUUUCGCAUCUCAUUCUUACAAAUGUUUGUCUUCUAUUUGAACCAUUGUCAGACCUUCUGAUUUCAACAUUAAACCCCAAUUUCCCAGCCUCUAUGUGAACCUAUUAUAGCAUAUGUUCACGAAUAUCUACCUUGACAACAAUCGGUCUAGCACUUGGUUUAACAUCAUUCUUCACUUCAUUCAGUUUAUCAUCCUCUGGUUUAACAUUCAUCCUUAUAG
Messenger RNA from Vicia villosa (hairy vetch), 2383 nucleotides. RefSeq lists its product as uncharacterized. Lineage: Eukaryota; Viridiplantae; Streptophyta; Magnoliopsida; Fabales; Fabaceae. The transcript is spliced from 3 exons. Bases 198 to 842 code for a protein of 214 amino acids. The record is from RefSeq and is a predicted model, not a curated record.